Messenger RNA from Daldinia decipiens, 823 nucleotides. RefSeq names its product Prefoldin beta-like protein. Gene Ontology annotation, cellular component: prefoldin complex; cytoplasm. The transcript has 3 exons. The record is from RefSeq and is a predicted model, not a curated record. Gene Ontology annotation, biological process: protein folding; chaperone-mediated protein complex assembly. Gene Ontology annotation, molecular function: protein-folding chaperone binding. The coding region runs from base 83 to 469 and encodes 128 amino acids. NCBI's taxonomy places the organism in Eukaryota, Fungi, Ascomycota, Sordariomycetes, Xylariales, Hypoxylaceae.
GUAUACAGCGUUAUAUUAUCGAGACCCAGGAUUGCACCAGCACAAUAAAGCCUCUAGCAGCAGGCUCUAAGACAGACAGACCAUGGCCGAAGUUCAAGCACGUCUUCAGAGUCUCUCUGAAGAAUUCACCAAGCUACAGCAGGAGUUACAAACCGCUGUGCAGUCGAGGCAAAAGCUCGAGGCUCAGAAGCAAGAGAACACAAAUGUGCAGAAAGAAUUUGAACGUCUUAAGGAUGGCGAGAACAUCUACAAACUAGCUGGCCCAGUAUUAUUGAAGCAAGAUAAAAUCGAGGCCGAGACCACAGUCAACGGACGCUUGGAAUUUAUUAGCAAGGAGCUUGAAAGGACAGAAGACCAGAUCAAGGAGUUACAAGAGAAAAUCGAAAAGAAAAAGGGAGAGAUCAUCCAAGCCCAAGCAGGACUACAAGCGGGAGGUGGCGCACCAGGGAAAGUAGCAGCAAAGGGCUAAGACACGAUGAAAGAAUUCUAGUUCGCAAGAGAGUCAAAGAGUUAAGAUUCUCAUAAGGAGUGAAUGAAAAUUUAAUAUGGUUAAAAGAUUAUCACGUUCAUCUAUUAUAACUCUGGAGUUGUUCAGAUAUAUAUGUUAACUAUCGAUUUAAAAUACCUCUAAGCAACAUAUAAGGUUGAUCUUCAAAUAUACCUAGGUACCACAUGGAUUAUCAAGCCACAGGAAAAGCUAUGAAUUCCAAGUACAUAGCUGCCUAUACGAUAGGUUAACACAUGACGUAAUAGGCGUGCCUUUUGAGCACUGCAUAAUGUAGGUACCUACCUAGGUUAGGUUAGAGGAAAUAUAAUUGCGACU